CUGGAUUUAGAGCUUUUAAAUGUUGUUUUUAAUAAAUAAUAUCAUUUCAGGUAAUAGUCUGUGAAAUGUUACGAAUGAUCGCAAAGACAGCAAACAAUAGGAAGAAGAAAGUAAUCGCCGCCCAAACCGGUUGUAUAACAUGUAGAAUACAUAUGCCUUUGAGAAGAAUAUUCAGAUUCAUUGGUGGUUUUGCGUACGGACUUCUGGUCACAAGUAUACUGACGGACACAUUGAAACUGAUUAGCGGAAGACUAAGACCUCAUUUCAUUCACGUUUGCCAACAAAUUGUCGAAAUCUGUAGACAACAGACAAUUGAGAGGACAGGCAUUGGUUGGGACAACAGAUCGUACGUUGAGUUGUCGCACAUAUGGAUCAGUCCCGACGAUUACGACGACUCCACUCUGUGUCCAAACCAUACGGAUGUCAUACGAGAGGCGCGAAUGUCAUUCCCGUCGUCGACCGCAUCCAUCGCCACGUUUUCGGCAUUUUUCACGCUUUUAUACAUCGGAUCCGUCGUUACGUUCAAAUCGGGACGUAUUAUCAAACUGUGGUUCACUGUCUCCGCACUGAUAUAUGUUAUCUCAAUUUUUUAG
Medioppia subpectinata is the source of this 593-nucleotide messenger RNA. NCBI's taxonomy places the organism in Eukaryota, Metazoa, Arthropoda, Arachnida, Sarcoptiformes, Oppiidae. The record is from the annotation of a GenBank genome assembly.